Messenger RNA from Aspergillus lentulus, 387 nucleotides. NCBI's taxonomy places the organism in Eukaryota, Fungi, Ascomycota, Eurotiomycetes, Eurotiales, Aspergillaceae. The record is from RefSeq and is a predicted model, not a curated record.
AUGUCAAAACCAAGCACAGGAACAGCCACAGGAAGCCACACGCCAGUCGUCAUAUCGGCUCUACUCUUCGCAGAAACAGACGCAAUCAAUCUCGUCGCACAGCGUAUCAGACCUUCAGACCAUCAGAAUCGAACCACAGGCAAUAUUGAUUCAAUCUGUAACAAGAUUGACCACUGCAACCACACUCACAAACGCAACGGGCUCUUCAUUAGCAACCCUCCUCGGUCAGGAACAUCAAAUCGAAUAACCAGACUCGCUAUCUUGUCACAGACCACAAUCUUCUGCUUUACGGGCCCGGAAGAGAUCCUUCUCUACUCGCACAUCGCGAAUCUCACGACCAGAGGAGCAAAGUUCCCUUUCUCUGAGCCAUAUGCCUUCCGUCUCUAG